AUGUUCGGCAAUUCCAAGGUUGGCCUGACGGCCAUUACACAAAUGUACCAGGAGAGUUGUCGCUUCUUGAAUGGCGAAUUGUGGCUGGCAGAUCCAGCUGGGGAGGUCAUGAUGCCUCUGCCGCAUUCCACUGAGCUGGUGCCGGGUCGUGUGGUCAGUUCGCAUGACAAUCCUGUCUCUUUCCCCUGCGAACAGCUUCAUGCUACAAUGCCCUGGGAGGGGGGCACACGCUGGGCCAUUACGGCAUACUCGGUGCCAGGGCUCGAGGUGAUGGCUCCGGCAGCUCGGGCUGCCCUUGUGGAUCUUGGUUUUCCUUUGCCAGUGGCUUCGGAUGGCGUGCUAGUUCCUUCUGUGCCGCCUUCGCCUUCGGAGCAGCCCGCUCUGAACGUAGUUCCUACGGAGGGUUGGCAAAUGCAAGUCUUUCUGGAUGUUUGUUCGGGCGCUUGCGCUCCGUUGUCUGAGGCAAUGUUGCAGCGUGGCGUUUCCUGUCUCCCCAUCGAUAUCAUCCGAGAUUCGGUCAUGCAAGAUUUGCUUAAUGAUUCAGCCUUCCAUGCCCUGUUACGAGUGGCUUCAAGCGGCAUUGUCAAAUUUGCACAUGCUAGUCCAAUUUGCCUUGAGUUUUCUCGCCUCAAAACACUUGAUGGCGAUGGUCCUCGCCCCAUUCGCACAGAGGAUUACCCGGAAGGACUGCCGGAUCUGUCGGCAGAAGAACAAGCUCGUUUGCACACCAGCAAGCUGUUGUUGACGCGGUGCUUGGCUAUCCUGGAGGUGGCUUUUGCCGCCGGCGCGCAUGUCUCCCUGGAGCAACCUCGUAAUGCUCUAAGUUGGCUGUUACGUGAAGUGCAGGCCUUCCUUCGGUUGGUUAGCGCAGACCUGGUUGUGAUUCCAGCAUGCAGUGUUGGGGUUUCGCUUCACAAGCAUUGGCUUCUGGCGUCUAGCUGGCGGCCUUUGCAAAGUCUUGCAGCUACGUGUGCGCAUGCUUAUAGUGAGCACUUUGAUAUUCGCGGCGUGCGUGAUGCUGAUGGCAAUUGGCUCUCCAAAAGUACGGCUGAGUUUCCGCGGGAGCUUUGUGAAAAGUUUGCGGACGCAGUCAGUCGGAUCUGCUUCGGGAUCUUCGUCAGGCUUGGCUGCCAUGGUUGGCAGAGCAUCAUGUUCCCAUGCGCCUGCGCAAGCAUGUCCUGGAAAAUUGUAAGGAUUUUGUGGGUCGCUCACGCUCUGUUUGCGUACGUGGACGAUUUUUUCCUGAUCCAGAACAAGGGCGUGAUAGAGUUGUGCUCCAGCUUGAUCCUUGCAUUUUGCGCCUGCUUCAGCGUCCCUAUAAGUUGGGCCAAAUUGCAAUUGGGGCUGACUGUGCGUUGGAUCGGCUGGAAUUUUCACCUGGGGUCUUGCACUUUCAGUUUGCCUGAGGACAAAUUGGCAAAAAUCUUGCACAUGUGUUUGGCUGUUCUAAAACCAAAAACCACUUCAAAGAAGGAACUGGAAUCGCUCAUUGGCCUGUUGCAUUGGGUCAUUCAGAUCGUUCCACAUCUGAAGCCUUGGUUAAGUUGCUUGUAUGAGGAUAUGGCAAGGCCGCUAGCCACGAGUUUCAGCUUGAAUCCUGGGGUUUGGGCUGCGGUGCCUUCAGCGCUUGAUGAUAAGCUGGUGUUCACAAGCUCUCCGGCGGGAUCUGGCAUUCCGGUGGGUGGUAAGUUAUUAUCAGCCAAGCACGUUGAGCUGCGUCGCAAAUCGGACCUGCGCUUGGUUCAGCCUUCAGGCAAGAGGCUCUGGCUGCGUGUGGCUGAUCCGCGCACUUCCAAACGCAGGUUGUCGGCUUUGAGCAAGGCCUUUUUGCAGUUCUGGCUGCGUUGGGCUAUGUCAGGGCCUACUUUCCGUAUGUUGCGGUCACCGCCUGCUAUGUCACCGCAAAUGGCAGCGGCUGAUGCUAUGGCACAGGGCGACAAGAUCGGCAUAGGUGGCUUUGCUUCUUUCGGGGAGGGCCACAAUAUUUGGUUCUCAGAGCGGUUUGCGGUUGCAGAUUUCUUGGAUUUAGGGGUCCUAGUUCAAGCAGCGGCUGAGCGCGAUAUAACGUCUUAUGAAACGCUAGCCCAACAUGCCCUCCUCAUGUUGGUGGCUACAGCAAUCCCCUCGGGCCGCCUUUGCGUCCGCUUGCAGACGUUGAGCGACAACACUGGGGCGGAGAGCUCAAUCAAUAAGAUGUUUUCAACAACUUAUCCGGUGUGCUUGUUUCUGCAGAAGAUGGCUACUUUCAGUGCAUUGUCAGGCAUUGCUUUGGAGGUAGGCCAUGUUCCAGGCGCCAACGACCAAGCUGAUUUCCUGUCGCGUUGGGAUGGAGUUUCUGCACUGCCCGCAGAGUGGCAGCUGUCACACAGGGUGGAUCUGCCACUUUCCAGACUUUGGCAUUUCCGCACUGAUGUGCGAGUUUGGCCUGCAGACGCUACGCUUCUGUGGGAUCCGCCUCGGGAUUAA
Messenger RNA from Symbiodinium natans, 2466 nucleotides. The record is from the annotation of a GenBank genome assembly. NCBI's taxonomy places the organism in Eukaryota, Dinophyceae, Suessiales, Symbiodiniaceae.